UGAAGCAACAGUUGAGAGUGUUUCGUCUUCCUCUAAGGCUUGGCAGAAACCAUUUACAAUAAGAACAACCAGAUUCCUCCUGAAACUACUUCAAUCUUCAAAAACUAAAACUACUUCAAUCUUCUGAUCAUCCAGUCCUGCUCCGACACUCAAUAGAAUGUCUGGUGUUAUUAAAUCGUUAAUAAUGAUUAUGUUAAUAUAUCUCAACCUGACUCAAGUGAAAUUGGAAUCUUCUAAAGCUAAAUCCUACAAGAGAGUGUGCUAUUAUACCAACUGGUCUCAGUAUCGUGCCUCCCCUGCGAAGCUGUUGCCGAAAGACAUUGAUCCUUUCCUUUGUACCCACCUUGUGUUUGCUUUUGCAAAAUUUGAUCACAGCGGCCAUCUUGCACCGACUGGUUGGAAUGACAUUGCGUAUACAAGUCUAUACAAACAGUUCAAUAAACUGAAGAAUAAAAACCCCGAACUGAAGACAUUGCUAGCCAUAGGUGGCUGGUCUAUGGGCUCGUCCCCGUUUACAGCGAUGGUGAAGACUCAAGCAACCAGACAGAACUUCAUAAACCAUGCUGCCGGUUUCCUUCGAAAACACAAUUUUGAUGGUCUUGAUCUCGACUGGGAAUACCCGGCUACCCGAGGUAGCCCUCCCGAAGACAAACAUAGAUUCUCCAAAUUAGUAAAGGAGCUUCGAUAUUCAUUCAGUAAGGAGGCAGUGAAAAGCGGGAAACGUCGUCUGGUCAUAUCUGCUGCUGUCGGCAAUUCUCCUGAAAAAAUUGAUUUAUCCUAUGACGUACCUAUUAUUUCAAAUUGGGUUGUUAAAAGAUGGAUUGAACUCGGAGCAUCGCCACAGAAAUUAAUCCUGGGAAUUCCGAUGUAUGGACGUGGGUUUACAUUUUGUACCAACCAAAUUACACCAGGUUCCCCAAACUGUGGAAAAUCAAAACCAGGAACUUUCACAAAAGAAAAGGGUAUUCUUGCAUUUUCUGAAAUCAAGCAAUAUCUGGACAAUGGCUGGAAAAGAAAAUGGGAUAAGGAACAGAUGGUUCCCUAUGCCUACAACAUGCAUGAAAAACAAUGGGUUGGCUACGACGACGAACAAAGCAUCAGAUUAAAGAUCGAUUAUUUAAAACGUUAUCAGCUUGGUGGUGCGAUGACCUGGGCGCUGUCCUUGGAUAGUUUUGGUAAUACCAAAGAUAAAACCACUCGCUUCACUCUUCACAGAGUUAUAAAGACAUUUCUAGAAGAUACUGACAGCGAAAAUACAAGAACGACAGAAGGAAAAAUGACUUUGAGCUACUCUCUUUGGAAUAAACCGGAACGGACAACAAAAUCAAUUCCUUAUAAAUCAAGUACAGAAAAUGAUGUGCAAAAUAGUUUCUCCAGCGGCGUAUUAUCAUUACUAGAAGAACCUAAUGAAGGUUUUAGAACGACAGACAGAACCAAUCCAACAUGGAAAACAACCAUGGAACCAAACAUUUUUAUAACGGAAUCACCAAUGAAAAAUCUGGAACAAAAACGGAAAAUAAAGCCAAGUAUAUCAACCACAGACAAUACUAUAUCUUUAACUAAUCGAAACAGUCAAAUAACAACAACUUAUAGCUCUACCAUGUUUCCGAAACAAUAUCAAACACUGCCAAUAACUUUCGGGUCUUCAGAUCACAAUUUGAUAAACGUUCCUGUUUUGGAAGUUGUAUUUCCUGGACGAAAUAAUGGCGGUGAAAGAGAAACAUCAAAGAAAUCUAAACAAGAAUCUGAGUAUAGCAUUAAGUCUGGAGUCAAUAUUUUCCAAGGAAAUGCAGACAAAGGUUUGUUUUCUUUUAAAAAAGAACCAUCGCUUCAUUUAAAACAGGAACAAUCUGUACGGAAUCUUCAUUCCACUUCCAAACCAUCUUCAUUGCCAACGACUCCAGAACCUGAAAAAAUAUUACCUUGUGAUGAAGAAACUGAGACUUCUACAGGUAAACUCAAACAAGAAGAUUCUUUGACAGAAGUUUUCAAAUGUCCUUCUUUGUUUGGCAUCUACCGUGACGUCAGAGACUGCACCAGCUUUUUUCAAUGUGUCUGGCAGGUUCCAUUCAGUUAUAAGUGUUCCCCUGGUACAGCAUGGAACGACAGAAUACAAUCUUGUGAUUGGCCAGCUAACACCGGAUGUAUUCUGUAGCGAAGAAUAUGGAAACAAAACGAAACAUCCAUUCUGAAUGCAGCACGAAAGAUGGCUAAAUUAACACUAUCAACACCAACACCACCACCACCGCUGUCACCGCCACCACCACCACCACUAACAACAACAAUAACAAGGUCAACAAUAAUAGCAAAUAUAAUUCAGCAAUAAAUAAGACAGCUUCUACACGGUCCCUCAACCUGCUAGAAAUAGCAGCCAAAUCUGGCUUCACGUUCCAGUUAUGAAAAAUAGAAAGACACUUCAGGUAAUGUGUUCCCAGAUAUUAAAAGAAGAACAAUAUUGGCAUGAUUGGACUGAUGUUGACUAUAAAUCUGUUCGAUCAGGAUUGACCGAAUGUGGGGGGAAAUAACAAGAACAACCAUAAAAAUUAGAGAAAAAAAAAACAAAAGAAAAAAACGUCAAAAAUCUUGAAUUCAAAAGCGGAAUUGGUUGUACAUAAUGGAAUACUAUUUCCAUAACGUAAGAUAUAUUUAAUUACGCGAUAACCAUACGGAAAAGAGGUAAAACUAUGUGCUGUAUAAGGUAUUAUUUAA
This is a messenger RNA of Octopus bimaculoides (California two-spot octopus), 2709 nucleotides long. Its product is annotated as acidic mammalian chitinase. The record is from RefSeq and is a predicted model, not a curated record. Lineage: Eukaryota; Metazoa; Mollusca; Cephalopoda; Octopoda; Octopodidae. Gene Ontology annotation, cellular component: extracellular region. Gene Ontology annotation, biological process: chitin catabolic process; carbohydrate metabolic process. Gene Ontology annotation, molecular function: chitin binding; chitinase activity.